AAGCUCUGGACAACAAGUUCUGGCGAACUCAGACACGGAGCCCCUGUCACUGUCCAAGCCGAGACCCACAUACCGAAAAAUCAUCACAGACAUGUCAGAAGAGGAGCUGAGGUGCCCUCACGAGGGAUACACUCGAAGCGACCAACUGUCUUAUCAUGCAUAUCUGAAGCUGCCACAGCUGCUCCAGUGCCAAGAACUAGCCAGCUCCCGGCAUGGAAAGGAAGUUCACGAUGAACACCUGUUCAUCAUCACACAUCAAGCAUACGAGUUGUGGUUCAAGCAGAUUCUCUUCGAAGUGGACUCAGUGCGCAACCUUUUCAGUCAACCGUAUCUGGACGAAAGUAAAAUGCUGAAGAUCCUCAAUGAGCUCAACAGGGUUGUGAUGAUACUAAAGUUGCUUGCCGACCAGUUCCACAUCUUGGAGACCAUGACGCCUUUGGACUUCAUGGAGUUCAGAAACUAUCUAUCGACUGCAUCCGGCUUCCAGAGCCUGCAGUUCCGACUACUUGAGAACAAGCUUGGUGUUUCAGAGAAUGCCCGAGUGAUGUACAACCAGCAGCACUACCGAACGGUCUUCAACGACCCCGUGUCCAUCAAGCAGUUGAAAGACUCACUGGCAGCUCUCCUACUGGCUCUUGUAGAGAAAUGGUUAGAGCGCACCCCUGGUCUGACAGAGAAAUCUUUCAAGUUCUGGGACUUCUUCAAGCACAGUGUCAAGAGAUGGCUGAGCGACUCCAUCCUAGAGCCUGCACAGAGAGAGACUGAUGAGAAGGCGAAGAAUAUCAUGAUGGCUGAAUAUAAAAAGCAACAGGAGAGCUUUGAGAGUAUAUUCGAUGAAGAGAAAUACGCCGCACAGGUAGCCAGAGGUGACCGUCGGCUCAGUCAUCGUGCGUUCCAGGGGGCGAUGAUGAUCUCCCUGUACCGCGACGAGCCUCGCUUCAACCAGCCUUUCAAGCUGCUCACCCUCCUCAUGGACAUAGACUCGCUCAUGACCAAGUGGCGAUAUAAUCACGUGAUGAUGGUACAACGCAUGAUCGGAAGUAAAGUCGGGACGGGUGGCUCAUCGGGAUACCAGUAUCUUCGAUCCACAAUCAGCGACCGCUACAAGGUGUUUGUCGACCUCUUCAACCUGUCCACCUACCUCAUUCCACGUGCCUACAUCCCGCCCCUGACGGAGCGACUGAAGCGCCGCCUGUCCAUCCUUUGCGCAGAAGCUCUUGCAGACCAUGAUGACACUGAGAACGAUGGCAUCACUUCCGGGAGGAAUCGCACCCGCGGUGUAGAUGAAAACGAAGUCAAUGGCGUCACAUCCGGGUCAAAGAUGGCUGUGGUUCAAGAUGACAGCAGCGAUGACGACAAAGAGAAUGACUUGCACCGAGGCAGCAGAGUGAAGUUCACACUGUAGCUGUAAUGGCAGCAAUGAUGGCAACAGAUGAUCAUAGUCCAGUAUUUUUAUAAACACUUGUUUAACUGUUGUUGUGCCUUGCAAGGCGAGCGAUCUUUUAUUUUGUAUCGUUGCUGGUUGCUGAGGGCAAUCAGUGUUACAAUCAGUUGUACAGCCGGCCAUUGUGUAUGACCUUUGACAUUUGUUGACAAGAGUUUCGUGUCAGCAAGGACCGUUGAAGGCUCUCCCCGAGGCAUUGCCCUUCGUGUUCAUCUUAAAUAUCUCAAACGUUUAGUUCUUAUUGAAAAAUAUGAAAGAAAACUUUUGUUUUCAUUUAUCAGAGGAUGGUUUUCCUGAUGUGAAGAAUGCUGCUCGAUAAAUAUUUUAUUUCCCUUUUCGGGACUAAGCCACCUCCUCAUAGCUUGACAUUGGCAAAAAGUUAUGAGAGAAACUGCGACACGUUGUCUCCAGAAUAUCUUUUGAUUUGAUACUUCACUAGUAUUUUUUUCAAGUGUCUGUCUUUAUUGGUGCCAUGACAUGUCGUGUCGUAUGCAGACGACUCUAGAGCCUGAUUCUCUGCCAUCUUCGGAGACCGGUUAUAGGUUGUAAUUAAAAAAAAAGACUUGCUGCAAUGCAAA
This is a messenger RNA of Pomacea canaliculata, 2022 nucleotides long. Its product is annotated as tryptophan 2,3-dioxygenase-like. Gene Ontology annotation, molecular function: L-tryptophan 2,3-dioxygenase activity; metal ion binding; heme binding. NCBI's taxonomy places the organism in Eukaryota, Metazoa, Mollusca, Gastropoda, Architaenioglossa, Ampullariidae. The record is from RefSeq and is a predicted model, not a curated record.